This is a messenger RNA of Branchiostoma floridae (Florida lancelet), 4800 nucleotides long. RefSeq names its product zinc finger protein 91-like. Lineage: Eukaryota; Metazoa; Chordata; Leptocardii; Amphioxiformes; Branchiostomatidae. Gene Ontology annotation, molecular function: DNA-binding transcription factor activity, RNA polymerase II-specific; RNA polymerase II cis-regulatory region sequence-specific DNA binding. The record is from RefSeq and is a predicted model, not a curated record. The transcript has 2 exons. Gene Ontology annotation, biological process: regulation of DNA-templated transcription. The coding region runs from base 212 to 4468 and encodes 1418 amino acids.
UUUCCAAAACGUUUCCAACUUUCCGGCUCAGAUCCUUCGUUUUGCGUUAGUUUCUCAAGGUUCCUUGCGAUAUACGUGAGCUCACAGUUUCACAGAACUGCUGCAUCCAAUCAAACUUUACGAUGGCACAAAUAGUCCAUCAACCAUCAACAGUGAAGAACUGAGUCACUGUCGAGAAGCUGUUGAGUCCUUCAGCAUUCCAGAGUUCAACAUGCUGGCUAACACUGAGGAGAAACCUAAGAUGGCAACUUUUACUGACGAGAUACCCUACUUGGAAACUUUCACUAAGGACAAACACAACAUACAAACUAACGCUGGUGAGAGACCCUCCAUGGACACGUACACUGGUGAGAGACCCUCCAUUGAAACUAACACUGAUGAGAAACCCUCCAUGGAAACUCACACUGUUGAGAGACCCUCCAUUGAAACUAACAUUGCUGAAGAACCCUCCAUGGAAUCUCACGCUGGUGAGAGACCCUUCUUUGAAAUUAACACUGAAGAGAAACCCUUCAUGGGAACUCAUGCUUGUGAGACACCCUCCAUGCAAACUCACGCUGGUGAGAGACCCUCCAUGCAAACUCACACUUGUGAGAGUCCCAACGUGCAAACUCACGCUGGUGAGAGACCCAACGUGCAAACUCACGCUGGUGAGAGACCCUCCAUGCAAACUCAUGCUGGUGAGAGACCCUCCAUGCAAACUCUCGCUGGUGAGAGACCCUCCAUGCAAACUGACACCAGUGAGAGACCCAACGUACAAACUUACACCGGUGAGAGACCCUCCAUACAAACUCACGCUGGUGAGAGACUCUCCAUGCAAACUGACACCGGUGAGAGACCCAACGUACAAACUUACACCGGUGAGAGACCCAACGUGCAAACUCACACCGCCGAGAAAUGCAACAUGCAAACUCACACUGGUAAGCGACCCUCCAUACAAACUCACGCUGGUGAGAGACUCUCCAUGCAAACUGACACCGAUGAGAGACCCAACGUACAAACUUACACCGGUGAGAGACCCAACGUGCAAACUCACACCGGUGAGAAACGCAACAUGCAAAGUCACACUUGUGAGAGACCCUCCAUGCAAACUCACACCGGUGAGAAACCCAAUGUGCAAAUUCACGAUGUUGAGAAACCCAACGCAAAAACUUAUGCUGGUAAGAGACCCUCCAUGCAAACUCACACCUAUGAGAAACCUAACAUGCAAACUCAUGCUGGUGAGAGACCCUCCGUGGAAACUCACGCUGGUGAGAGACCCUCAGUGGAAACUCAUGCUGGUGAGGGACCCUCAGUGGAAACUCACGCUGGUGAGAGACCCUCCGUGGAAACUCACGCUGGUGAUAGACCCCCCAUGCAAACUCACACCGAUGAGAAACCCAACCCAGAAACUCACACCGGUGAGGAACUCUACAUGCAGACCAUUACUUACACAUGUGGAAGAUGUAAGCAGACCUUUAGCAGCUUGUGUGAGAUAACACUCCACAUGCAUGCUCACACCGGUGAGAGACCUUUCAGGUGUUACGUGUGCGGAAAGAAGUUCUUAAAUCAAGGUCACCUACUGGCACACGUGCGGACUCACUCGGGGGAGAAACCCUACAGAUGCGAAGAGUGUGGCAAGGAAUUUAAUACCCAGAGUGCUCGUAAAAGUCACAUGCAGAUCCACGCAGGGGAGAAACCGUACAAGUGUGAGGUGUGCAGCAAACAGUUUAUGUUACCAAGUCUCUUGAAGAGCCACAUGUUGACUCACACUGGGGAGAGACCCAGACCCUAUAGCUGUAACCUGUGCAACAAGAAGUUUCAACACAAGCUAGGUCUGAAGACACACAUGCUGAUUCACACAAGGGAGAAACCUUACGGCUGUAUGGAAUGCGGCAAGCAGUUCAGAUCACAAUAUAAUCUAAAAGCUCACAUGUACACUCACACAGGUGAGAAACCCUACCAGUGUGAGGAGUGCAGCAAGCAAUUCAGUACCCUUAGUGAUUGCAGAAGACAUAUGAAGACCCACUCCAGGGAAAAGCCGUACAAGUGUGAGAAGUGCAGCAAACAGUUUAAGACAUCUGGUUAUCUGAAGACACAUGCAUUGACUGUUGGACAUACUUUGACUCAAAUUGGUGGACAAACUUUGAGUCACGCUGAUGGACAUACUUUGGCUCACUCUGAUGGACAUACUUUGAGUCACACUGAUGGACGUACUUUGAGUCACACUGAUGGACAAACUUUGAGUCACGCUGGUGGACAUACUUUGAGUCACACUGAUGGACAAACUUUGAGUCACACUGAUGGACAAACUUUGAGUCACACUGAUGGACAUACUUUGGCUCACACUGAUGGACAAACUUUGAGUCACACUGAUGGACAAACUUUGAGUCACGCUGAUGGACAAACUUUGAGUCACACUGAUGGACAUACUUUGGCUCACACUGAUGGACAAACUUUGAGUCACACUGAUGGACAAACUUUGAGUCACACUGAUGGACAUACUUUGGCUCACACUGAUGGACAAACUUUGAGUCACACUGAUGGACAAACUUUGAGUCACGCUGGUGGACAAACUUUGACUCACACUGAUGGACAAACUUUGAGUCACACUGAUGGACAAACUUUGAAUCACAGUGGUGAGAAACCCUAUGCAUGUGAUGUGUGUGAAAAGAAGUUUCAAUAUCAGUGUAACUUGACGGAACAUAUGAGGACUCACACCGGGGAGAAGCCAUAUAGCUGUGAAGAGUGUAGCAGGCAGUUUAGUUUCCAAUGUAGCCUAAAGAGGCACAUGCGCACUCACACAGGGGAGAAACCUUACAGCUGUGAGGUUUGCGGCAAGCAGUUUAGAGACGCUAGUAGUCGCAAUAAGCACAUGUGGACCCACUCCCAAUCUGGUGAAAAGCCGUACAAGUGUGAGGAGUGCAGCAAACACUUCGUUACUCUGAGUGGAUUGAAAUCACACACAAUGACUCACACUGGAGAGAAACCCUAUAGCUGUGACCUGUGCAACAGGGAGUUUCGACACCGGUAUGGUCUCAAAAUACACAUGCAGACUCACACAGGGGAGAAACCAUACGGCUGUAAGGAAUGCGGCAAGCAGUUUAGUCAGGCAAGCAACCUAAAGCAACACAUGUUUACUCACACUGGGGAAAAACCCUACAAGUGUGACCAGUGCAGCAAGGAGUACAGUGUACUAUCUUGUCUAAACGCACACCUGAAAACUCACAGUGGUGAGAAACCCUACAUGUGUGAAAAGUGCGGAACAUGUUUUAGAACAAUGACUAACCUAAAGAAACACAUGUUGAUCCAUGCGGGUGAGAAACCCCACAUGUGUGAAAAAUGCGGGAUGCAGUUUAGGACUCUUCCUAACCUUAAGGCACACAUGCGGACACACACUGGUAAUAAACCUUACAGCUGUGAAAAAUGUAGCAAACAGUUCGGUCGAAUGGCUCACCUACGACUACACAUACGGACUCACACCGGCGAGAAACCCUACAAAUGUGAGGAGUGCGGCAAACAGUUUAGCGAUUCUAGCGCUUGUAGAAGACACAUGCGGACUCACACGGGAGAGAAACCGUACAGCUGUGAAGAGUGCGGCAAGCAGUUCAAUCAGCCGAGUGGACUAAAGCGUCACAUGAGGACCCACACAGGUGAAAAACCGUACAACUGUAAGGAGUGCAGCAGGCAGUUCAGUGAGCCGGGUGCACUAAAGAGUCACAUGCUGACUCACACCGGUGAGAGACCCUACAGCUGUGAGCAUUGCGGUAAAAUCUUUUGUUUCGCCAGUGCUCUGAGGACACACAUGAGGACCCACACAGGAGAGAAACCCUACAGUUGUAAGGAGUGCAGCAAAAGCUUUAGUCACACCAACGACCUGAAGAAACACAUGUUCACUCACAGUGUUGAGAAGCCUUUCUGUUGUGAGGAAUGCAACAGAAGGUUUUGUUCUGCCAAGGAUCUGAGAAGGCACAUCUUGACUCACACUGGAGAGAAACCCCACAAGUGUGAGAAGUGCAGCAAAUGCUAUGCUGACAGCAGUGGUCUCAGAAGACAUUUGGAGAAUCAUCACAAUGAAGAGAAACCCACCAUGAACACUGGUGAGAGACCUUCCAAGGAAACCCACAUUGGUGAGAGACCCUCCAUGGAAGCUCUCACAGGUGACAACCUUCAUCGAAAGGGUGAUCUAAAGGAAGACCAACGAACUCACACUGGUGAGAAACCCUACAAAUGUAAGGAUUGUGGCAAGCAGUUCAAGCGACGCAAGAAUCUAAAAGUCCACAGGCAAACUCACAAAGGUGAGAAACCGCACAGCUGUGACAAAUGUGGCAAGAAGUUCAAGCGACGCAAGAGUCUGAAAGUCCAUAGGCGAACUCACACAGGUGAGAAACCGCACAGUUGUAAGGAGUGCGGCAAACAGUUCAAGCGACGGAAGAAUCUUAAAGUCCAUGUUCAGUCUCACACUGGUGAAAUCCCCAAUUUGGUCGCCUAAGUCACCGCACGAAAAAGAGACUCCCACCACAGAGGUUCUGUAGACAUCUACAUCAGACUGGAGACAAAAAGACUAGUCAGGAAAUCCUAAUGACAUUUUAAGUAAUUAUUAGGCCACACUGACUUAAUUUUAUAGAUAGCAUUUCUUUUCUUAGCAAAAAAAAAAACUUUGGCCACAGGCCACACAAUAGCACCCCUGGUCAAUUUGGAUUUCAUUAUUGCUCUCCGGGGUAAGGGGGCACAUGUUCAGGGCAUGGUGCUGCAGCUCCCUUGUUCCUUCUUUGAACAGCAAUGAAGAAUGGCAAUACAAUGAAUAAACAUGAUUGAACUGGC